AUGGCGGACACAACGAUGCGCCUCCGCGUUGUGGUCCAGCGCAACGGGUUGCCCGAAACGAGAUACAUGCUCCCCGUACCGCUCGAGGGCAACCCUACCAUUGCGAAGCUGCUCGAGCUGGUCAACAGCUGCACCCCUAUUGAGAGCGACGAAUGGGGGCUCGAAGACUACGCCGUGGAGCUGCCUGCGCCCGAUGGGACCAGGAACGAAUGUUUCCACUUCCAGUCCGUCCGGGAGGUGCUGAAGGAGGAUGAGCAGGUGUUUAUUCGCCCCUUACAGACCGACGACUUGCGAAGAAGACGGAUCAGCGGCCGCUAUCAGAUCUCCUCGGACGGAAAGCACUUGGUCGACGGUGUGGCCUUCGGUCGACCUCUUCUGCGAGGCGCGCCCAGUCGUCCUGGCAUUUUCAUACCGCCACGCAAACGCCGUAGGCUUCUGAACAGCAGCGAGGAGGAAAACAGCUAUCAGAAUACCGAGAGCAUGCAGCUGCUCCUGACGAACGGGGAAGAUGCUACACACGAUCCAGACUUUGAGCAAGUCGCCGACGGGAUGAACGCCGACUUCUCGCCAUCAGGUUCGGACUCUGAUGUCGAUUCGGGCGAUAGCGAUUAUGAGGCAGACGAGGAUCUUGCAGACGAAGUAGAGGCUCUGCAGAGAGAGAACACCGAGAUUGAUGAUGGCGUGAUGGAUAUGGGGGUGGAUGCACAACUGCCACGACAAAGGCCAGACUCAAGGCGGAGUCAAGCAGCACCACAGGAAAUCACGCUCGAGGCGCUGGACAACAUGGGAGCGCUGCGUGCGGCGUUUCCAGCUGCGCCGAUUGACCUCUGCGAGAGGGUCCUGGCUGCCAACCACAACGACCUCAAGCUUGCGUAUAUCAAUCUCAAGGAGGCCUUCGAUCCCGCGUUGCCGGAGAGCGCUGUGCUGUCCGGCAAAUUGUUCAACACGCACACACGCGGUGCACCUGAGGGCCAAGGCUCCUCCACAACAGCAGCCCGGCAGGGUGCACCCCAAGGCAACGACGAUGCCAUGGAGGACGAGAACGACUCGGGAUCUGGGUCUGAUGAUGAUGUGCCGGAUCUUGUCAAGCGAUACGACCGAUGUGGCCUUCCGCCUGGAUCCAUUUCCUCGGGACAUGGACUUGCUAGCAUGGCUGCAAUCACUGGGGUAUCCACCGGCGGUGACAGCCAAGCAACAUCAACGACCUUGAGGCCAACCAAAAUCGUCUUUGCCGACGAAGACGAAGCGGCGGACACCACCUCCAGCAGCGAAUCAAGCUCAAGCUCUGAAUCCGAAGACAGUUCCGAGGACGACAACGACAACGACGACGACGACGACGACGACGACAGUGACUCAAGCGACAGCCAAGAUGGCGGCAACGGGUCCUGGACUCUGCCUCAACCUCGGGACCCCAUGCUUGAUUCUGACAGUGAUGACAGCAGUUUCGACGGAGACGAUGAUAGCGACGACGAUUCCUCCGCCGAUUCUAGCGAGGGUGAUGAAGCGGGAAGCGACGAUGAUAGUGACAGUGGCCCGGAAGAGAUGACUGCCAAGGAAGUUGUCCCAGUCAUCACGCAAAAGCCAGCAGUUGGCGACACUUCUUCUGAAAGCGAAUCAAGCGACAGUAGCUCAUCCGAUAGUGACUCUUCAUCAGACGACAGCUCUUCAGGCGACAAGGCUCCCACUGCUCCGGCACAAACCAGAUCUCAGCCGGUCGUUGCGAAACAAGCACAGCCGACCGUGGCCCCCGGCCAAGGCAAAGCUUGCACUAAGAGCAGAAAUGCUCGCAGGAGAGCAGCGAAGAAGGCGCAGAAGGAGCAGCAGCAAUCUGGUGUAGGCCAAGACGGAGAAGCACCCGAGGCGAUUGGAGACCCUACACUGCAGACAUUUGAUGAAAAGGCCGCUUUCGAGGCCAAACGCCAAGCACUUCUAGAUGCUCUAGCGAACGGUGGCAUCGAAGUUGGUCCAGGUGGCUCUACAAACCUGGGUCAAGCGAACCCGCCAGUGCCCAGCUCCAAGCGAAAGCGCGACGAGGAGCCGGUUUUAUCUGAGAGGCAGCAACAGGACAGCAUGGAUAUUGUUGACAAUGAUACACCGCCACCGGCCGCGACGCAGCCAACGAGCCCAGAGUCUCAACAGAAGCGUCAACGGUUUGAUCUGGCCGCUGGCAAGCGACUUCUCUUUGGGGCACUGGGACUGCGAGCGCCGAAAACAGCUGAUGACGCCGAGAAAGUUCGGUCUCAACUGAUGAAGGACGUCCGCCCUCUCGUCAAUGCCAGGCUUGAGGCUGACAAGGCCAAGAAAGAAAUGGAGUUGUCAAAAUCCCAUGACGCGGAGGACGAGGAUCCGGAUGCCUGGAGAGAGAAGAUCAACUAUCGAGCCGUCGAGUGUUGCCAGGAAGGCAUCGUCCUCAGCGAGCCUCCAUUCCCAUUUGUCCAGCGCUGGGAUCCGCAGCAGCAGGGCUUGUGGAACGGCAAGAAGAACAAGCGCGGCGGCAAGGGCAAGAAGGCAGACCGCAACCAAGGACAACCGGGGGGCAAGAAGAGGAGACACGACGACUCCCUUCAGGACGAGUCGUUCUACGACGACACAUCAUUCAAUGGUGUUGCUGGUGCUCUUGAUGACGACGCUAUGUUGGACUAUGACGAUCCUGUGCCUGAUGAAGCCAAGAACAGCGGGGAGGGCGAUGCUAGCCAGUUUACCGACAUAGAGGAUUUGCCUUCUCUCCCGAAAGAUCCGUCCACCCUGCCCAGUCUGCAGGCUCAAGACGCCAAGGUUGGAAUGGUCAUCACGUGGAAGAAGUGGUCAUGUUCAGCAGCGACCAAGUGGCAGCCACUGAUCUCUGAUGUCACGGCGGUUGUGAUCCGUGUCGAGAACGAAGGCUCAACUUUGGAGGUGUGUUUGGCGAAGAGAGACCGCCACCUGGAUCGCGCAGCGAAGCGCUACGAUGAGGUCACGGGGCAGAGGCUCUAUGACAAGUUCGAGGCGCCUGACAUCAACGAUGACGAAGACGAAAACGAAGCUCUCGAAGACGAGCAAGACGACGACGGCUUCCGCGCUCUCGACUUCACCGAGCUGCUCGAGCCCCGCGUUGUACAACAGGCUGCGGACGACAAAGCGAGCACCCAACCAGAAGCUGCACAGACAAAUGGUAACUCUCACUCCGACCCAGCAAUUGGUUUGAUUCCCAGCAUCGAGCAGUCAUCGGGCCAGGUCCCAGGUCUCAGUGGCCCGUCCGCGAGUUCUAUGGUCAUGGCGGCAGACGGCGGGAAUGAGAGAGAUGUCGCUGUUAACACAGGUGUGCCUGAGCAGAGUGGAAAAUCGUCGAUGCCUUUAUCCGGAAAUUCAUCAAGUGAUCCGGCGACUGCACAAGCCGGCCAGGGUCAUCCAACCUCCCAGAUCGAAUCAGGAUUAUUGCGCGAACCUAGCCCAUCUGAACAGCAUUCUACAUCUAUAUCUGACGUGAGACAGCCGAAGGAGCCCGCCCCGCUAUCUCAGCCUCUAGAGGAUCCAUCUCGGUACGAAGGCGACCUCGAUGCCCAGAUGGUGGACAAACCCGAUCACGUCGUCCAUGAAACUCAGCCCGAUACAGACUCAUCUGCCCACACGCCCAUGCCGUUCCAUGACGCGAUGUCGAACGCGAGCGCGCCACUUUCGAACACCCACGAUGACGAUACGCCUUUAUUUCAUGGUAUCGAGGACGACGAAGACGACGUUAUCGCUGGCACGCCGCCGGGAACCCGCCCAAGACUCAGAGAGCCAACGCCGAUGAGCAGCGUGGCGAGUGGACGCCAACCGGAUCCAAUCACAGCUCACGACGUGCUUGAGCCGGACACGUACAAGGUUCUGAGCACGAGCGAUGUGGCUGCUGUCAUCUUCAACAGUCAGUCUGAUGAUGACGGCGAUGGCGGCUACAGUGAUGGUCCAUUUGCUCGCCACAAUGAUGCUACAAAGCAACCCCUCGAGCAACCAUCUCAAGCAGGUCAAGACGCCGAGUACGAGGCAGUCAUCCGCGAGCUUGAUGGCUCUCCAGAGCCUUCUCCUGCGGAUGGAGAUGCGCCACUGUCAAGAUCUCACUCGGCCUAUUCUGAAAGUCGCCAGCCUUAG
This is a messenger RNA of Microdochium trichocladiopsis, 4107 nucleotides long. RefSeq lists its product as uncharacterized. The transcript is spliced from 4 exons. NCBI's taxonomy places the organism in Eukaryota, Fungi, Ascomycota, Sordariomycetes, Xylariales, Microdochiaceae. Bases 1 to 4107 code for a protein of 1368 amino acids. The record is from RefSeq and is a predicted model, not a curated record.